This is a messenger RNA of Metarhizium album ARSEF 1941, 3057 nucleotides long. Its product is annotated as SIT4 phosphatase-associated protein. Bases 1 to 3057 code for a protein of 1018 amino acids. The transcript is spliced from 3 exons. Gene Ontology annotation, cellular component: nucleus; cytosol. The record is from RefSeq and is a predicted model, not a curated record. Gene Ontology annotation, molecular function: protein phosphatase regulator activity; protein phosphatase binding. Lineage: Eukaryota; Fungi; Ascomycota; Sordariomycetes; Hypocreales; Clavicipitaceae.
AUGUUCUGGAGAUUCGGCGGUUACGCCAACAUCUCCACCAUCGACACCAUCCUCGACAAGCCCGACUUUACCCUCGAGGAGCUGCUGGACGAGACUGAUCUCAUCCAGGAACUCAAGCAGCACAACUCCAAGCUUAUCGAAUAUCUCCGCGAGGACAGCGUCCUGGAGAAGCUGCUGGAAUAUGUCGUCGCCUCCAGACUCGAAGUCUUCGCUACGCCCGACGACCCCACCGACGAUGAGGCCAAGGGCAAAAGUCGCCUGCUGCCCUUCUCGCGCCCCCGGGCAUCGUCCCGCGCGACCGACGUCGUGGACAAUGAUGAGGAUGAGCAGGAGAAGAGGCGCAAUAGAUAUGCCCUCGUUGCCUCUGAAAUCCUGAGCUCCGACACGUGGUCCAUCUAUGAGGCCCUGACGGAGAACCGAGACCUGAUUCGCAAAUUUUGGAAAUUCCUCGAGCGCCCUGCCCCCCUCGAUCCGCUCCAGGCGAGCUACUUUACAAAGGUGAAUGAGUCCUUGUUUGAGAAGAAAACCGACGACAUGAUGGGCCUAUUGCGGAGUGUUCCAAACGUCGUCCCCGAGCUUCUCCGACACGUCGAAUGUCCCAUGAUUAUGGAUCUGCUUCUCAAGAUCAUCGCCAUGGACCGAAAUGAAGGAGGACAAGGAAUUGUCGAGUGGCUGUUCUCAAAAGACAUCAUUCCCGCCCUAGUCUCCUGUCUCGACCCUAAGCACAGCUGGGUUGUGCAGACGGCCGCUGGCGACUUCAUCAAGGCCAUAAUUACCAUCUCUGCGAAUGCCUCGCAAAACGAGCAGCAAUGCAUCGGCCCCAACGAACUCACACGCCAGUUGGUGUCUCAGCCUUGUGUCGAGCAGCUCAUCGGCUACAUGCUCGGAGGAGGCAACCCCCUCACAGUCGGUGUCGGGAUAGUCAUCGAGGUCAUCAGAAAGAACAACUCCGACUAUGACCCUGAUGUGGGCACCGAGGCCAAUCAAGUUCCUUCCAGCCGAGAUCCCAUUUAUCUUGGUAAUCUGCUGCGUCUUUUUGCCCAGAAUGUGCCCCAGUUUAUGAGCCUCAUCAUGGACGCGCCAGCAAAGAAAGAGGGAUCCGAGUCCACUUUUGGGGAAAGGCUUGAGCCCCUGGGUUUUGACAGGUUCAAGACUUGCGAAUUGAUGGCAGAGCUGUUGCAUUGCAGUAACAUGGGAUUGCUCAACGAAGUCGGAUCCGAGGAAUUGAUCGCAAAGCGAGAUGCCGAGCGCCAGCGACUACGGACCGAAGGAAAGCUGGGACCUUUGAGGGAGGACGACCAAUCUGCUGAUGAUCUGACCAUGCGCAUGGGUCACGGCACCGUCCACGACGAAGGGCGACGUCUUGAAGUUACAAACGCCGAUGAUGGUUUUGAGGAGGUUGAACCGUGCAAAGAAAUGAGUGAGGACACAUCGCACGAAUUUGUCAAGGCUGAGGGCGACAUCACGGUGGCUCCGCCGUCGUCAUUCAUCGACAAGGACGAGGAUGACUUUGUCGAUGAGCCGCUCAGCUCCCCCCGUCUCUCUGUAGGCGCCGCUAAGAUUCAUGAACAACGUUUCGAGGACCCGGAUCUCAUCGUGGCGCCGCUGUCGCCUUCAAAAUCCCAGCCGGCCGAGUUGCCUGAAUCUGCAAAGUUGGCCAAUCCGGACAGCAUCCAACCUACAGGCCUAGACUUGGCUACAAAGGAGAUUGACGAGCAUCUCAGCUCUGCUCAACAGCCUACGAAAACGUCCCUUCCGACCAAUCCCCCUCCUGAAUCGGCGCUCUCCGGUGCCUCUCUGAACCCCGACGACUCGGGAUAUCAGCACCGUGACCUUUCUCCUCACCCGGAAGAUACCCCGGCUCCCUUGUUCUCCUCAACAAGUCCUUCACCAGCGUCUGCUUCAGACCAGACCACAAAGAAGACGGAGACUGUUGCUGACGCCCCUGCUGAGUCUGAUUUUGCGCAUAGAGCGGCAUCUCCCGAGAGAAUUGCUGACGCGGUCGAUCCGUCUACUGCGCUAGCGCAGCAAGUACAAGCAAAUAUACCACUAGAGCCUGUUGUGGGAGACUAUCUCAAGAUGCAAUUUGUAGAACACCGCGUUGUACCCGCAAUUUUGACCUUUUUCUUCUCGUACCCGUGGAACAACUUUUUGCACAAUGUUGUUUACGACAUAGUGCAACAAGUGUUUAACGGCCCCAUGGAUCGCGGAUACAACCCAACUCUGGCCGUCUCCCUGUUUGAAGCAGCCGACGUCACAACGGCCAUCAUCAACGGCCAGCAGACCAGCGAUGAGUCGCAGGCGAAGACGAAGACGCGCAUGGGAUACAUGGGACACUUGACCCUGAUUGCUGAGGAAGUGGUCAAGUUUACCGAGAGACAUCCACCGGAGCUGCUUUCUGAGAUGGUCCUGGAUAAGGUUAUGAGCCAGGAGUGGAUCAACUACGUUGAGGGUGCUCUUGCGGAGACGCGUGAGCGAGACAAUGCCAUUUUGGGCGGAGUCCGGCCCGAGGUUGCUCUUGGCCACCGCGCAAGCAUAGGGGGUGGCAAUGGCCUGGGUGGUGUUGGGCUGUCUGGUCUGGGCGGUGCCUCUGCAACUGGCUCAAACGCUUUGGCGGAAGCCGGCUUGAAUGGCGGCAUCGAAAUGAACGAAGGGAGCAACAGUGGCAUCGGCCCCUUCGCCAUUAGUGCUGGAACCUUGAUGUCGGGCUUCGGGAGCAGCAGCGACGAAGAGGAUGAUGAUGGCGAUGUGGAGGAAGAAGAUGUGAACUCCGAGGUGAGUGGCGAUUCUCUUCAUGAUCGAAGUAUGGGCUCUCCAGAGGUGGCUGCAAAUGCAAACACGGAUUCUCCAGUCGAUGUCAUCAUGAUGUCCCCAGAGCCUCUCGAGCCAAUCUCGGGGGAUUCUUCCGCGAACAUUCCCGCGGGUAUGAGUUCGCCCGUGAGACUCAGCACGACCCGGGAUGCGGAAGACGAAAUGAUGGAAGACGGCUCGCAUCGAAACAGAUGGUCGGGAGACCAUUACGACGAGCACGGAGCAGAACCGUCGAUGUCACCAUAG